UCGAACACAUUUGUGCGCAGAGCUACCGGAAGGGGUCCGUCUAGGAAUUACUUCCUCCAUACAGCCAAAGACCGUACAGUAUUUAUUUUUUUGAAACUCUCUGAUACAGCUUCUCGCCGAACAUCCAACGAGAACGAGUCUGUUUAGUGUUGAAGAAACAGGGUGGUUGUUGUUCCUAAAAUAACGUUAACGUUUGUUGACGGCUGGCGCGAGCUCAAAACCACCAAACCAACAUCCUCAGGAUGGCGGAGGCGCCAGGUACUUCUAACGAGACGAUAACGGAGACCAUUCAAGUUGAAACACCGCCACCGCCCCAGCAGGAGGGACGUAGCCUGACCAUCAAGCUGAGGAAGAGGAAGACUGACAAGAAGGUGGAGUGGUCCAGCGACACAGUGGACAACGAGCAUCUGGGAAGGAGGUCCUCCAAGUGUUGCUGCGUCUACGAGAAACCCAAACAGUUCGGAGAGUCCUCCUCUGAAAGCGAGGGAGAUGACGGCGACGAAGGCUGUGGAAGUGCACACUGCAUUCUGGGACAUGGGAAAGACAGGCAUGGACACAGUGGAGGGGGCGGGGCGAGUACGGUGCCUCCCAGCUCCGGGGGAUCACACACCCACUAAUGAUUAGGAGUGGUGCUGAGGGAGGAGUGGAGCCUGGGGGUUCUUCUGUCUAUGACAACGACACAUUAUACUACUACACACGCUCUCAUUUAGUUCAGUCACUGCAGUACUGGGAGGAAAAGGAAGAGAUAGAUAAAGAUUAGGAGAGCGAGAACAAAGGAAACAACACAACCUGUUUGAGAAGAAAAAGGGGUGCUGUUGGGAGUAUAUUGUACAAUCAUUUUACUACUUUUUUUAUAAAGAAUACUUUUCCUUA
Molecule: messenger RNA, 873 nt
Organism: Coregonus clupeaformis (lake whitefish)
Lineage: Eukaryota; Metazoa; Chordata; Actinopteri; Salmoniformes; Salmonidae
Product: E3 ubiquitin-protein ligase PPP1R11-like
Exons: 3
Coding region: 243-617 (124 amino acids)
Cellular component (GO): nucleus
Molecular function (GO): protein phosphatase 1 binding; protein serine/threonine phosphatase inhibitor activity
Source: RefSeq, a predicted model, not a curated record